AUGGAGACUUGGAUGUCCUAUGCUUUCGCAUGGCUUGCCACUGUAUCCCUUAUCCUGCUAGCCAGCCGUUUCCGCCGCCGCAAACUCAACUACCCACCAGGCCCAAAACCCUGGCCCAUAAUUGGAAACCUCAACCUCAUAGGCGAACUUCCCCACCGUUCCCUCCAUGCCCUCUCCCAAAAAUAUGGCCCUCUUAUGCAGGUCCAAUUUGGAUCAUUCCCAGUUGUUGUUGGCUCUUCUGUUGAAAUGGCCAGAACCAUCCUCAAAACCCAUGAUGUUGUCUUCUCUGGCCGCCCCAAAACAGCUGCUGGCAAAUACACCACCUAUAAUUACUCAGAUAUUACGUGGUCUCCAUAUGGUCCAUAUUGGCGUCAAGCACGUAAAAUGUGCUUAAUGGAACUCUUUAGUGCUAAGCGGCUUGAGUCGUACGAGUACAUUCGUGUAGAGGAGUUGAAAGCACUCCUUAAAUCUCUUCACAAAUCAAGUGGCGGGCCUAUCAAUCUGAAAGAUCACCUUACGGACGUGAGUCUUAACGUAAUUAGUCGUAUGGUCUUGGGUAAAAAAUACACCGUUAAGAGUUCUGAACAUGAGAAGGAGAUAGUAACACCGGAGGAGUUCAAAGAAAUGCUUGAUGAGUUGUUCUUGCUUAAUGGGGUGUUGGAUAUAGGGGACUCGAUCCCUUGGAUUGCUUUCUUGGAUUUGCAAGGGUACAUCAAGAGGAUGAAAGUUUUGUCCAAGAAGUUUGACAAGUUUAUGGAGCAUGUAUUGGAUGAGCAUGAAGCUAGGAGAAAGGCAGAAGACAAGAAUUGGGAGCCCAAGGAUAUGGUUGAUGUCCUUUUGCAGCUUGCUUCUGAUCCUAAUCUUGAGGUCAAGCUUGAAAGGCACGGUGUCAAGGCAUUUUCACAGGACUUGAUUGCCGGUGGAACUGAAAGCUCUGCAGUGACCGUGGAAUGGGCAAUGUCAGAGAUGUUGAAAAAGCCAGAAAUUUUUGAGAAAGCAGCCGAAGAGCUAGAUAGGAAGGAGGACUUGAGUAUGGAGGAAAUUUUUGGGCUCUCUACACCGAAAAAAUACCCACUUUUUGCUGUUGCCGAGCCUCGUCUUCCAGCUCACGUUUACCCCAAGUGA
Messenger RNA from Dovyalis caffra, 1125 nucleotides. The record is from the annotation of a GenBank genome assembly. Lineage: Eukaryota; Viridiplantae; Streptophyta; Magnoliopsida; Malpighiales; Salicaceae.